Messenger RNA from Halichondria panicea, 1643 nucleotides. RefSeq lists its product as uncharacterized. The record is from RefSeq and is a predicted model, not a curated record. The transcript has 10 exons. NCBI's taxonomy places the organism in Eukaryota, Metazoa, Porifera, Demospongiae, Suberitida, Halichondriidae. Bases 90 to 1361 code for a protein of 423 amino acids.
GGUUGGGCAUGCGCAGUUUGUUAUGAGAUACGCCCUCUUUUUGUUGUGUGAGUUGGCUAGGCUGCUUUGUUAUAUACUAAGAUAGCCCAAUGUCUGACUCCUGGACUAGAAUAGCUUUCCUCUUAUGCGCAUUCAUCUCAGCCUCCCAAUCACAAAAUGAUGUUGAAGCAUGUGCUGUACUGGACUGUUCUCUCUCUACUUACAUACUCCUUGGAAUCGCAGUCCUUUACUCAGUAUUCUCGUUAAUAUGUGUCGGUCUGAUAAUUAUCGCUUGUCAAUGUCAGAGGAGACCUCGAGUCCGGACCAAAGUGCAACCGGCCGCGGCACGCAAUCCACUAAUAGAAAACGAGCUUGAAGAUGUGUUCUUUCCUGGAGUCUUGGAUACAAUAACGGAAACAACGACUACAACGAAUCUAAAUCUAGAUUUAUUUGAGAACCCGAUGGCUGAAGAAGUUUUUAAUAGUGAACACAAUAAAAGCUCUUCAUCAGACGGAGAAGGACAUGAUUCGAGUGAAUCCAGCGAAUCAGAUCAAGAUACCUCUUUGGUAAUUAAGAAUCCUUCUGCAAGGAAUAAGCGCCACAAACUACUCACUGGGUUUGUCGGUAAAGCAUCACCACUUCUCUUACAUCAGCCUAAGGCAUCUCCCAUUCCACCAGCAAAGGUUCCAGUGCCGUUUUCCAAGUCAGAUGGACCUGGAGUCAAGCCGCCAUCUGGUCGUGCUGGUCCUGUGAAACUACCUCCCCUGAAGACCACCCCCCAACAGAGGAGCAAAGCUGCAGCAACUGGACUUAAUCAGGGAACUGGUUCUCCAUUUUCAAGACGGAAAAAACCCCAAAAUGAAGUUGCCAAAGACGGUGAGAAAAUAAGCACUCCUAAAGUGAGUAAAAUUCAAAAACUGAAGAGUCAAUCUUCUAUCCAAAAGAAAGCAGGUGUGCCAAUAUCUGAUGCUGCUUUGAAAUGUGAGAUGCUCAAAAUAUCUCAGAAGUGGCGUCAAAUUGGAGAAGCAUUUCAAAUAUCUACCAACUUUCUCAAUAACAUCAGUGUUAUUUGCAACAACGAGAAUGAUACGUGUAUGUUGCGUGUGUGCGAGGAGUGGCUGAGAAUUGAUAGGGACAGAUGUUGGGAGGAACUGGUUGAUAUUCUUAAACUGGAGAAAAUCAAAGAAAAGCAACUUGCUGGCUACUUGCAGAAGUCUUACUGCAAUGGACCACAGAUCCAAGACAACUUGACAAGCAACAAUUCAGAGGGCAGCCUAUCUUGGUACUUUAAUGGAUCUCAGGGUAACCCACCAGCUGACCAGAGAGCAGGCGAAGCAGACGGAUCAAUAUCUUGGCCCGAUGAAUCACUGACCAUUUUAUAAAGUUCGUGAGCUACUCCACUGUCUCUUCAUUAUUACAGAUUGACUGACAUGUACCUCUAUGUACGUUUUUACACAAAUCUGACUUAUUCUGUUACAACAAGAACUGCAAGUAUACUCGUGCAACUUUUUAUUUAAUAUGAAGCUGUUCUGUUCAUCUAUGUGUCUAUAUAGUCCUUUUGUAUAGUUUAUUUCAUGUACAUGUCAUGUACGUCAAUAUACUUUUAUCAAUGCUUUUAUGAAUUUUCACGCACAUGGAAAGAAUUGUAUGAAAACUGAAUGAAA